Messenger RNA from Lathyrus sativus (Indian pea), 1071 nucleotides. NCBI's taxonomy places the organism in Eukaryota, Viridiplantae, Streptophyta, Magnoliopsida, Fabales, Fabaceae. The record is from the annotation of a GenBank genome assembly.
AUGAGAAGAAGAAUCAAAGAGCUUCUAAGCCUUUGUUUUUCAUGUCGACACUCUAAAAUUCACCACCAAUCACUUUCAAAAUCGCUACAACCCACUUUUUCUUCUCAAUGUUCAACAUCUUUCUCAACGUUUUCAAAAUCCCAAAGGGAUUCACUGAUUUUCCAACAGUUCAAAGAAAGGAAACUCAAAGGGUCAUCAAAAGACUCAAUUUUUAAUCCAAAAGUUUCAAAUCCAGUUCCAGAAAGUUUUGAUACUAACGUUGAGAAAACAGUCCAAAAGGGUUUGAAAAAUGAGAGUGAAAAUGCAUAUUCUACGGUGGUUGCCAACUUUAAGGAAUUAGGUUUGAGUGAGAUUCUUGUUGAGGUUAUGAAAGAGAUUGGUGAUUUUGUACCAAGUGAGAUACAGUGUGUUGUUAUUCCAACUAUUUUGGAAGGGAAGAGUUUGCUGUUGAGUUCACCUUCUCAACCUGAUAGAACAUUGGCCUACUUGUUGCCCCUUAUUCAGUUGUUAAGACGAGAUAGAGAGUUUGGUUCAAAUUCAAAGCAUCCUCGAGCCGUUGUACUUUGUGCUUCUGAGGAGAAAGUCGAACAGUGUUUUAAUGCAGCAAGAUAUAUCAUCCGUAGUGCAGAAUUAAAGUCUACAAAGAUUUGUGCUUCAUCAGAUAAUGAAAAGUCGAAUUCCUCAAUUGGCUUAAUGAUUGGAACUCCGUGUGAGAUUCUUCAAUACAUUGAUGAAGGGAUUGUUGUUCCUGCUGAAUUAAAAUACUUGGUACUGGAUGAAGCCGAUUCCAUGCUUGGUAACCACCUUGGUCCCGAAAUCCAUAAAAUCAUCGAACCAUUACAACAUCAUGACUCAAAAUCCAAUGUCAAAAGAUUGCAGACAAUUUUGGCAAUUUCAACUAUAGCUGAGGUUUUGGGCGAAAAAUCACCCAUUGUAGAACGUCUUGAGAGCAAUCAUGCUGGAAAUAUUUCUGCAUUGUCUAUAGAAAUGGAAGAAGCAGAAGUUUUUCAUUUGACGGAGUCUCUGGAUGCACUUAGGAAAAAGUUGGAGGAGGCCAUGAAUUCCCUUUAG